This is a messenger RNA of Guillardia theta CCMP2712, 534 nucleotides long. RefSeq lists its product as hypothetical. NCBI's taxonomy places the organism in Eukaryota, Cryptophyceae, Pyrenomonadales, Geminigeraceae. The record is from RefSeq and is a predicted model, not a curated record. The transcript has 2 exons. Bases 1 to 534 code for a protein of 177 amino acids.
AUGACGCUUGCGGCACGCGUUCAUGCAACAAAUCAUGGGAACAGGAUUGAGAUCGAGUACAAGAUCAAACAGGACAGAUAUAAACUUAUUGAAUACAGGGUAAAUUACAAGCUUCUCGAAUCUGGGCCUCCAACGUCGAAACCGCCUGCCCCCUCGGACCUCGACGAGGACCUCGAGAAAGACUUGGAACAAUGUCUCAUCUACUUCGAAGGAGAUCUGCACCAUGUCAAGAAAAGAAUCUUAACGCACUGGGAGAAUCUUGAAGACGUCUGCGACAAGAUUGCACGCUUCUUUGAUCCGAUUGCUCUUGCGGAUUUCCUUGCUUCCAUCCCCAUUCUUCCCCUCGGUUUCGAAAGCCUCGUGCGGUUGUCUGUAGUCGAAGAUGUCGCUGCUGAGGCUGCAUGGCACCAACCAGACUCGUCAACUCAGUCCGAUGCAAGCGAUGAGGAGGCACCCGACGAGGAAGAUUCCCAACCGAGUGGAUCGGCAUCCUCAGCUAGAAAGAACUCGAAUAUUCGCUCUCAGUCAUGUUGA